Octodon degus (degu) is the source of this 1889-nucleotide messenger RNA. RefSeq names its product intercellular adhesion molecule 2 (gene Icam2). NCBI's taxonomy places the organism in Eukaryota, Metazoa, Chordata, Mammalia, Rodentia, Octodontidae. The transcript has 4 exons. Gene Ontology annotation, cellular component: membrane. Gene Ontology annotation, biological process: cell-cell adhesion. The record is from RefSeq and is a predicted model, not a curated record. Gene Ontology annotation, molecular function: integrin binding. The coding region runs from base 223 to 1059 and encodes 278 amino acids.
CUUAGUGAUUCUUUCCUCCGUCCUCUGCUGGCACUGGCAGGGCCCCGGGACCUGAGGAUGUGCAUGUGGCUUCCUGACCCCAGCUAAUGAGAGGAAAUUCUGUCAUCAGGGCAUAGGAAGCUGGCGUUUCAGGCUGGGGCCGCUCCCUGAGUGGUGCUGGCCGGCCCUCCGGCUCCGUCUCAGCAGCCCUCUGGCCCCUGGCCGCCUGUGGACCCUGCCGAGAUGCCUUCUUUGGGCCGCUGGGGCCUGCCCACAGCCCUUCUCACCCUGCUCUGCUGCUCAGGUCCUGCCGAGAUAACUUUCGAGGUUGAUGUGUGGCCAGAGAAGCUGGCAGUUGAGACCAGCGGGUCGGGUAGAGUCAACUGCAGCACCACCUGUACCCAGCCUGAGUUGGGGGGUCUGGAGACCUCCCUGACUAAGCAGUUGGUGGACCAGCGGCCUCAGUGGCAGCAGUACUUGGUCUCAAAUAUCUCUCAGGAUGUAUCUCUCAUUUGCUACUUCUUCUGCGCUGGGAAUUCGCUGACAAAGACCGUCCACAUCAGUGUGUACCAACCUCCACAGCAGGUCACACUGAAGCUGCGGCCCAUCCGGGUGGCCCUGGGCACAGCCUUCACCGCUGAGUGCGGGGUGGCUGCUGUGAAGCCCCUUGAGGGCCUCACCCUCACGCUGCAACGUGGCCAAGAGACUCUGCAGAAUUGGACCUCCGUGGAGGCGGCACCUGCCCGCGGAGAAGGCUCAGUCACAUUCAACAGAACGGCUCAGGGAGGCAGCGGCCCCCUCACCUUCCGCUGCCAGGCCGCGCUGGACCUGCGGUCUAAAGGCGGGGACGUCAUCUACAGUGUCUCAGAGGCCCAGGUCCUCCAGGUCUAUGAACCCGUGCAGGACAGCCAGAUGGUCAUUAUUGUCACGGUCGUGUCGGUUCUGCUGUUCUUGUUUGUGACGUCCAUCCUGCUCUGCUUCAUCAUGAGCCACCGUAAGUGCCAGAGGCAGAGAGGCUACUACGGGGUGCUGGAGGCCUGGCGGAGGCUGCCCCAGGCCUUCCGGACGCAGCAUGUGUGAGCCACGUGGCCGCCACCACGGCGGUGCUGGGGUCUAGCCCAGCGGCUAGGGUCACCGUCCAGCCUGGCCCACAGACUGUAAAAGGAGCAUGGGACCCUGUGGAUGUUGGCUUCUCUAGCCUGAAUAUAGCGCCUGGACUCAACCUGGUGUCCUCCACACCUGCUCCUGGUGGCAGCUGGGACAGGGACCCGCAGGCCUGUACACCCAGCUUUGCAGAUACACAAAUCUAGGUCCGCAUGCCCUCCCUCCUGCCCGCUCCUUCUCAGGGGCCUUCCAGGGCCCCAGAUGACCUCCCUCAUGUAGCCUGCAUGACUAAGUGCUGCUAGGGCAGGGCAAGGAGACACCCUGGCCCGGAGAGGCCAGGGACAUUGUUCCCACCUGUUCCCCAGGGUCCUCUGGCCAAUCUUGGGAAGAAUGGGAGUAGCCCUGCCUCUCUGGUGGCCAAGGUCAGCUCCCUGGGUGGCUGGUGGGGUCCCAAACUGUUCCCUGACCAGGGAGCUGCACGGAGCUUGCAGGAGCAGCCCUUUCCUCUUGCCUCCUGCCCCACUCUUAACCCACAAGGUGACCCCACAGCCUCUGUCAUCCCAGAGACAGGGAUGGAGGUGGGCUAGGGCUGGUAGUACGGGAGCAUGGCCUGGUCUAGGCAGAGUAGGGCUGGGAGGGGGCUCUUCUGGACCACAGGCUGUGCUCAGAGGGUGUCCUUCAGGCAGGCCCCCACACUGAGGCGAGGGCUGUCGCAUGGAUGCACAGUAGCAGACAGCAGCGGACAGGCAACGACUCCAGGGCCGCUCUCAGGCCUGCUCUGGAGCUGGUGAGGACCCUGUGAGCCC